This is a messenger RNA of Daphnia carinata, 1937 nucleotides long. It is a transcript of the gene Mettl3, whose product is annotated as N6-adenosine-methyltransferase catalytic subunit-like. NCBI's taxonomy places the organism in Eukaryota, Metazoa, Arthropoda, Branchiopoda, Diplostraca, Daphniidae. The coding region runs from base 152 to 1816 and encodes 554 amino acids. Gene Ontology annotation, molecular function: mRNA m(6)A methyltransferase activity; mRNA (2'-O-methyladenosine-N6-)-methyltransferase activity. The transcript has 11 exons. The record is from RefSeq and is a predicted model, not a curated record. Gene Ontology annotation, cellular component: RNA N6-methyladenosine methyltransferase complex; nucleus.
AAAAUAGGUCACGAAGUCAUCUAGCGGCCGCAUGAUGUACUGAAAAAUAUAAAACAAAUCCGUCUGCUAGUUUGAAAUUGUUUAUCACCGGCUUUGUUAAGAAAUUCCAAUUUUACUUCGCAAACCUACGUUUAUUUGUUUUCUUCCCAACAUGUCUGAUGCGUGGGAAGAAAUUCAAGCAGUAAAAUCAAAAAGAAAUGAACUCAGAGAACGCUUACAAAAAAGACGAAAAGAAAGAGAAGAUCUUUUGGGCGGUGGCGAUUCCUCUUCCGUAAUUAAAACAGAGAGCAAUAUCAAAAUUUCAGAUGAAGCUAUUGAGGUCGAUUCAACCUCCACAAACAAAGAAGCCAAUAAGGAAAUAGAAAAUUGUGUUCUCAGGAUUUUAACUGACGCUACACUGUCAUUACCAUCAGAUUCUAGAAUCAUUUGCCAUAGUGUAUCCACUCAGAUAGGCUAUGCAGUUUCUCAUACAGUUGUUGGUAAUCUUCUUCAAAAGUUUGCUGCCCAAGAACUCAUUAGAUUAGUAGAUGGUGUACAGGAGAACCAGCCAGUACUAACCAUCACUUAUGCAGAACAUGUACGCCUGGUAGCCAUGGUCAACGAAGACCAGCAAGGAAAUACCUUGUCCUUGAAAAGAAAGCAAAAUGAAGUUGAAGUUGAAGAGUCUGCAUCCCCAUCACAAAGUCUAACAGCCAAAGAAGAUUUGUCAAAAUCUAAAAGGGAGAAGAAAGAUUCAAAGAAUAACGAUGUCAUGAACUUGCUAUCACUUCCGUCAACAAGAGAAAAAGAAAACAAAAAAAUGGGCGAAGAAAUCUUGGAUCUUUUAUCAAAACCAACCGUAAAGGAAAAAUCUUUAGCAGAAAGAUUCCGCUCUCAAGGAGGAGCACAAGUCAAAGAGUUUUGCGCCCAUGGCACCAAAGAUGAAUGCCGUAGAGUGUGGCUGUCGGAAUCAGAGGAUGGCCCUGAAUGUAAAUGGAAUUGUCAUCGGCUUCACUUUCGUAAAAUCAUACAACCACAUACGGAUGAAUCACUAGGAGAUUGCUCUUUCUUAAAUACCUGCUUUCACAUGGAAACCUGCAAAUAUGUUCAUUACGAGGUGGACCAAACGAUCAAAACUAAAGACGAGUUUGAACCUUCCCUGCUUGGCCAAUCAGUGGUAACGCGAGGUGAAAGCACUGUGCUUUAUCCACCUCAGUGGAUCCAGUGUGAUUUACGUUCAUUAGAUAUGGCAAUUUUAGGCAAAUUUUCGGUUAUAAUGGCUGAUCCUCCGUGGGAUAUUCACAUGGAACUACCUUACGGGACACUUUCUGAUGACGAAAUGAGGCAGCUGAGUAUCCCCAUUCUUCAAGAUGAGGGACUGAUAUUUCUGUGGGUAACUGGGCGGGCUAUGGAAUUGGGCAGAGAGUGCCUUCAGCUAUGGGGCUACGAAAGGGUCGAUGAAAUCAUCUGGGUCAAGACCAACCAGCUACAAAGAAUUAUUCGAACUGGACGAACAGGUCACUGGCUCAACCACGGGAAAGAACAUUGUCUGGUGGGUAUGAAGGGUAAUCCCAGAAUGCUCAACCGCGGACUGGAUUGUGAUGUUAUAGUGGCCGAAGUCCGAGCAACAAGCCACAAACCAGACGAAAUGUAUGGCAUAAUCGAACGUCUUUCGCCUGGAACGCGCAAGAUCGAACUAUUCGGAAGGCCUCACAACGUUCAGCCCAAUUGGAUUACCCUGGGAAACCAACUCGAUGGCGUCCAUCUGCUAGAUCCUGACAUUGCCCUUGCCUAUCAGAAACAUUAUCCAGACGCCACUGCUACGAAUGCCAAAUAAAAUUGGCACACCGUUUUGGAGAUUAUUUUUUAAGUGUUACCAUGUUUCCAUUGAUUCGCUCAUUAAUAAAAGUUAAGAAGUCGAUUACGUACACGAAAAUCAAAGGUUUUUCUACACGUCA